ACUAAAUUCAACUCAUUGUGCUCUCACUACUAAAACUAGCUAUAGAGAGAAGAAUGGCUUCAGCUUCUAAUGGCAUUGAGGACAAAGUGGCAGAGGAUGUAAUUAUUGGUAGAUAUAUUGAAAUGGAGAGAGACGAUGAAGAGAAGACAGUGAAAUCUAAGCUCUCUAGCUUCCUUUGGCAUGGAGGCUCAACUUAUGAUGCUUGGUUCAGUUGCGCUUCAAACCAGGUAGCUCAAGUUCUGCUGACUCUUCCAUAUUCAUUCUCACAACUUGGAAUGGUGAGCGGAAUACUACUACAAGUAUUUUAUGGGCUUUUAGGGAGCUGGACUGCUUACUUGAUUAGUGUCUUAUAUGUUGAGUAUAGAGCUAGAAAGGAAAGAGAAAAGGUUGAUUUCAGGAAUCAUGUAAUCCAGUGGUUUGAAGUGCUUGAUGGAUUACUUGGUAAACACUGGAGGAAUGUAGGCCUGGCCUUUAACUGCACUUUUCUCCUGUUUGGAUCUGUGAUUCAGCUAAUUGCAUGUGCUAGUAAUAUAUAUUAUAUAAAUGACAACUUAGACAAGAGAACGUGGACCUAUAUCUUUGGUGCAUGCUGUGCUACUACAGUUUUCAUCCCUUCAUUCCACAACUACAGAGUUUGGUCUUUUCUUGGCCUUGUUAUGACUACAUACACUGCUUGGUAUCUAACCGUUGCUUCUCUAAUCAACGGUCAGAUUGAAGGAGUUAAGCAUUCGGGGCCAGCGAAGCUGGUGCUAUACUUUACUGGGGCUACAAACAUUCUUUACACAUUCGGUGGCCACGCUGUUACUGUUGAAAUCAUGCACGCAAUGUGGAAACCUCAAAAAUUCAAGGCAAUCUACCUCCUGGCAACCGCCUACGUGAUGACACUCACCCUCCCCUCAGCGGCCAGCGUCUACUGGGCCUUCGGCGACGAGCUCCUCAACCACUCCAACGCCUUCGCUCUCCUUCCCAAAACUCCGUUUCGCGACGCAGCAGUCAUCCUCAUGCUAAUCCACCAAUUCAUCACCUUCGGAUUUGCUUGCACUCCGUUAUAUUUCGUUUGGGAGAAGCUCGUUGGACUUCACGAUUGUCCGAGUUUAUGUAAGAGAGCGGCGGCGAGGUUGCCCGUUGUGGUUCCGAUUUGGUUCUUGGCGAUUAUUUUCCCGUUCUUUGGGCCGAUCAAUUCUGCAGUGGGGGCGUUGCUCGUGAGCUUUACUGUUUAUAUUAUUCCCGCGCUGGCUCAUAUGAUUACUUUCAGGGGGGCUGCUGCAAGAGAGAACGCGGUAGAACCUCCACCAAAAAUCCUAGGCCGAUGGAUUGGAGCCUACACCAUCAACAUAUUCAUCGUGGUUUGGGUCUUGGUGGUUGGAUUUGGGUUCGGUGGAUGGGCUAGCAUGACCAACUUCGUGCAUCAAAUAGAUACCUUCGGUCUCUUCACCAAGUGCUAUCAAUGCCCACUGCCUCCUUCUCCGCCUCCCCUCCCCCUGCCUGCCAAUUCAACUUCACCCGCGACUCCUCCGGUUUAUAACACCGCUAAUAAUUUCACGGUGUUUUCUCCUUCUCCGUCUCCCUCGCCUUCGUAUUUUGGGCAUCGUCAUCGCCAUCACCGCCACCACAACUAGAAUCUUUGGAAUUUGAUGCCGUUGAGCGAUGGAGUGUAGUUUCGGUUAGCAAUGUCCAAUUUAUGCCAUGCAUGCAGCGUUUCUACUAGUGGUAGUGGUUGGUACGUAGUUAGUAGAGGCAAAGAUGUCGGUUUGGUACAUGGAGAGAGGAGUUGGUAUCAAUGUUCGUAUUCUGUAAUUUUGGUUCAAGUUCAGAAUGUAUAAGUUUUAUGGGAUUAUUAAUUAAACAGUUGGUUUUCUUUUAUCUUUC
Molecule: messenger RNA, 1869 nt
Organism: Asparagus officinalis (garden asparagus)
Lineage: Eukaryota; Viridiplantae; Streptophyta; Magnoliopsida; Asparagales; Asparagaceae
Product: auxin transporter-like protein 2
Exons: 7
Coding region: 54-1619 (521 amino acids)
Cellular component (GO): plasma membrane
Source: RefSeq, a predicted model, not a curated record